This is a messenger RNA of Neoarius graeffei (lesser salmon catfish), 5600 nucleotides long. RefSeq names its product solute carrier family 6 member 7 (gene slc6a7). NCBI's taxonomy places the organism in Eukaryota, Metazoa, Chordata, Actinopteri, Siluriformes, Ariidae. The coding region runs from base 175 to 2139 and encodes 654 amino acids. The record is from RefSeq and is a predicted model, not a curated record. The transcript has 15 exons. Gene Ontology annotation, cellular component: membrane. Gene Ontology annotation, biological process: sodium ion transmembrane transport. Gene Ontology annotation, molecular function: L-proline transmembrane transporter activity.
GUUUGCUCGCCUCCCUUUAGACAACAUGGCGAGCUGAACACACCGCACCUGUGCUUUUCACAGCUCUGGAACCUGUUUUACUUGUAUCUUAGUCUAAUGUACAGUGUUUAAUGAAGUAUCAAACCGAUUAGAUUAGAUUUCCGGUGUGUAUUUGGAGUUUGGACCGGUGUAUCGAUGAAACCUUUAGCAGAACCAUGUAACGAGCAUCAAAAGAAAAGCCCUGGGGAGAUGAUGGCGAGUGAAGCAGUACCUGCUGGAAACACAGGAGAGGGCCAACCCCAGAUGAAUGGCUUCUCUGUACCUCAUGGUGUGAGCAAUCCUGUUUCACAGUUACCGCCUGUGUCUAGCUCGUCCUCGCCGAUCCAUGAACCACCAGUCAGCCUUCCCAGAGGGCAGUGGGGUGGCAAAUAUGAGUUUCUUCUCUCCUGUGUCGGCUACUGUGUUGGCCUGGGCAACGUCUGGAGAUUCCCGUACCUUUGCUACCGGAACGGUGGAGGUGUGUUUCUUAUCCCUUACUUCAUCAUGCUCUUCUUCACGGGCAUGCCCCUGUUUCUCAUGGAGCUUAGCCUGGGUCAGUACGGAGCCGCAGGCCCCAUCACCGUCUGGAAGUGCUGCCCGUUGCUCAAAGGGAUCGGUAUCGGGAUGCUGUGUGUGUCCACAUUAGUGAGUCUUUACUACAAUGUCAUCAUCGCUUGGACGUUUUAUUACCUGGGAAGUUCUUUCCAGAGCCCGCUGCCAUGGUCCUGUGAUGCUAUUGCUAAUGCUGCACUGUGUACGAACAACACCAAUGUCACACAUUCCCUUAGUGCAUCGGAGGUCUUCUGGAAUGAACGUGUCCUGGGUGUGGUCAACAGUCAGGGCCUGGAUGACCCCGGUCCAGUGAGAUGGCAACUUGCUCUGUGUUUGCUGGCUGCCUGGGUCAUCAUUUUCCUCUGCAUUCUGAAGGGCAUUCACAGCUCUGGCAAGGUGGUGUAUGUGACGGCCACGUUCCCCUACUUUGUGCUAAUCGUUCUGAUCAUCAGAGGAGCCACUUUAGAGGGCUCACUCCAAGGUGUAGCCUUUUAUCUCACUCCAGUCUGGGAGCGGCUGGCUAACGCACAGGUGUGGAAUGAUGCAGCCUCACAGAUCUUCUACUCAUUAGGCAUUGGAGUAGGAGGCCUUCUUUCUAUGGCUUCCUACAAUAGAUUUGACAAUAAUGUCAUCAGGGACGCUCUGGUCAUCACCAUAGGUAACUGUGCCACCAGCUUCUUUGCAGGUUUUGCUAUCUUUUCCAUCCUGGGUCACAUGGCCUGGAGAAAGGGCGUACCUGUGGAACAGGUUGCAGAUACAGGUCCAGGCUUGGCGUUUGUAGCUUAUCCAGAAGCCCUGGCUCUUCUGCCUGGUUCCGUUUUCUGGGCCAUUCUGUUUUUCCUCAUGCUCUUUAUGCUUGGAGUGGACACACUGUUUGGGAAUAUGGAAGGCAUUACCACAGCAGUGCUGGAUGAGUUUCCUCAGCUCAGAACCAAUAUGAAGCAGAAGACCAUUUUCUUGGCCCUGCUCUGCUUCAGCUUCUACCUGAUGGGCCUGUUACUGGUCACUAAUGGAGGGAUUUACUGGUUCACCCUCAUAGACUCAUUCAGCACCAGUUUUGGUCUCAUCAUCAUCACUCUGUUCAUGUGUCUGGGCAUAUCAUUCUUCUACGGUGUGAACCAGUUCUGCCAGGACAUAGUGGAUAUGAUCUGUCCCUGCCCUUCCUGGUGCACCAAACUGCUGCUGUACUUCAAAGCAUGCUGGGUAUUCUGUACGCCCUUCCUGUUACUGUUUAUCCUGACUUACAUCUUCAUUGAGAUGUACAGGACAUCCCUGCAUUACGGCUCGUAUCAGUACCCUAUGUGGGGCAAAGGGCUGGGGGUGUGUAUGGGCGUCAUCUGCUGCUUGCAGAUCCCUAUCUGGGCCAUUGUGGCUGUCUGGAAGGAGUCUGGGACCAUGACGGACCGCUUCCAGAAAGCCAUCCGGCCGCUGAACUCCUGGCGAGACAACAACCAAAGCAAUGGCACUCAGGAGCAGAGCGCAGAACCUGAGAGAGUGGAAGGACCCUACACCGUCAACCUGACCGAUAUGGACUUCACUGCGAUGGCCUGGGAGUCGAGUGAAGCGUAACACUGCAUCAGCACCAAUUAAAGGAGAUGAAUAUCGAAGCCUUAUUUAUGGACACGAGAGGAAGCGUACGCUGUGUGGGGACGAAAAAUACAUACUCGAUAUAAAAUGCGCUACGUUGUCUAGUGCAUUGACAGUGCCUGUUUCCUUAAAGGAACUCAACGAAACUGGAAAUAAGUUUCAUUUUCGGUGACAGUUUCCCAAAAUACACAGUCACUGGCCAGAAAGAAGUAAGCUCUUCCCCAAUGGGGAUUUUUUUAUAACGACAAAUGAUGCAGCUUCAUUUUCCUCCAACACAUCGACAGGUUGUUUUUUUUUUUAAAUUAUCAUUUUAUUAAGCUAUUGUAUGGAGUAAUAUGUUACUGGGGUGCGCAUCGUAGAGGCCCGUCAUUGAGAAUCGUGUUUAAAUCCCACCACUAGGUCUGGAGUUCAGAGGAGCAGAAUUGACCCUGCUGUCUGGGAGGGGUCGAGGGUUUUACCCUAUGUUCACACUAGCUUGUGCUGCUUGUUGCGACUGCCUUUGGACCUGCACUGUCCAGAGUUUUGUUUUUGUUCCGAUGAGAAACAGAAAUAGCCAAAAUACAUAACUGACAGUCGUCACGUUUGCUUUUGAUGGAUGUUACAUGCUACGCUUUUUACUAGCUAGCUAACUGUAGUAGCUUCUACAACUCACCAAGCUUUCUCUUCCUAAAAUCUCUGUACACAUUUAAAGGAUAUGGGACAUGAAACAUAAAUGCACGCUAUAUCAGUUUCUUUCCAUUAAAAAUAUGAAUUAAUUGCAUCAACAAAUACAAAAUCAUCUAUUAAAUUCAGCAAAAUCGUUAUAUUCGUGAUGAUUAUAUGGCAUUUCUGCUCGAGCUCCGAUAUGCAUUUUCUACAACCGGAAGAGCCGCUGUCACGUGAUCAUACGUCACAAAAACUUUCGGGCACAGCACAAGCGGGUAGAUGAAUGGAGAAAUGAAUGACAAGAAAAUUGUUUUUAAAGUCUUUAACGUACAUUGAACAUCAUGGUGUAUUGUGCUGCUUAUGGUUGCAAUAAUUCCAAUGGGAAAUGCCCUGGAGUAAGUUUUUUUGCAUUCCCCAAGGACCCGAAGCUGAGGAAAGUGUGGGCUCACUACUGCUGUAGAAAAAACUUUGCACCUACUGUUUCCCACAAACUGUGUUCGGACCAUUUCACUGAGGAUUCUUUCAACAUUAAUACUCAGGUACUGAGCGAUUUAUUAAUUGCCAAGCCAAAUUUAAGAGGCCGUAUAGCCGGGUUCAUGGAGGCAGUGAUGGCGCCAUAAUAUACAGGGCCUAACAUUCCUACAACUGUAGAGACAGUCAAGAAAUCCUGUAACAUUAAUGGACAUUUAAAUAGGAACAGUCCACCGUACUUCCAUAAUGAAAUAUGUUCUUCUCUGAAUUGAGACGAGCUGCUCCGUACCUCUCCGAGCUUUGCGCGACCUCCCAGUCAGUCAGACGCGCUGUCACUCCUGUUAGCAAUGUAGCUAGGCUCAGCAUGGCCAAUGGUAUUUUUUGGGGCUGUAGUUAGAUGCGACCAAACUCUUCUGCGUUUUUCCUGUUUACAUAGGUUUAUAUGACCAGUGGCAUGAAACAAGUUCAGUUACACAAAUUGAAACGUAGCGAUUUUCUAUGCUAUGGAAAGUCCGCACUAUAAUGACAGGCGUACUAACACCUUCUGCGCGCUUCGACAGCGCAUUCACUCGGAGUUGUACCGUUAUUUUUUAGACAGGGCGGACGGACCAGGGCAUUCGCCCGCCUGGCCGUGCCCGACGAGGAGCGCUCUCGGCCGGCUUGGGAGGCAGACGGCAGCCCCUCCUGGAAAUGUGGUUUUACCAUGGGCCUCAUGCGGAAAAAUGCCGAGGUGCAUUCGCUAAGCGACUGAAAGCCGAGAUAAGGAUUAGUAUUAUAAUUUUGGGUGUAUCAAUUAUUGAUUAUUAUAAUUCUGACUCGUUUCGCCAUUUUGAAUGUUUUCAUCUCGGACUCUGGAAGCAUUGUAUCUCAAUCAAUCUCGAAAAAUAUCAGCAAAAAAAAAAAAAACUAGCUUGCAACGGACUUUAGCUAGAUCUAUGAUGAACUUUCAAUGUAUGAUACAAAAAUAAUACUUCUUUCAACAGAUCAUUAGCCUUUGAGCAGAAUUGUUUUUAACUUACCAGGAUGUGUUAUCGAGCCGACCGCUUUCAGUUUCAUGGGGACUGAAUGAACUCUCACUCUCAGAAUCAUCUGACCCGUCAGAGUAAAGACAAGAUCCAUGUUCAUGUGAAUUUCCAGCUAUCGGUUCGAAUUGAUCGGGUCUAACUUCACAUCUCUGUGAAACAUCGGGAAUGUCACUGUCGAUGGUGUCCAUUUCGGUAACCUGUUUACAUUAGAUUCCCAAGCGCUGGCUCCUUGGAAAGUUUUUGUGACGUCACGGGUCACGUGACCACCUAGCUCAUUAACGAAUCAUUGUUUUACGCUGAUGUAUAAAAAAGUUGAAUAAUGUGAUGAUUUUCACAUUUUUGACGCCCUGCAGUGAUUUAGAUGGCAUUUCUUAUGUCCUUUAUACAUAAUUAUACCCAGAAAAAAAUCCAUGUCCCAUGUUCUUUAAUGAGUGUGUGUACAUGAUAGGAUAAGAUUAAAUCAUUAUGCAUUAUUGCAUGUCAGUAAUGAGAAUUAAUUGCAGAUACGAAUUCAUGUUCUGAGUCUGGAAUUGAAGAAAUGUCAGAUGGUGGACUUUGUGCACCACUGGCUUGGUCCAAGGAAUCUGUCAACAGCUUUUUUUUUUAGAAUUGUCGCUUCAUUUUGUCUAACCUAACUUGUGUAGAAUUUAAUUGUCUUACUGUCUUGUCGUAGUUGUCUCGUAGUCGCUUUGUUGUUUGCCACUAUAGCUGGAAUUGCGUCUCAACGUCACACACCUACAUAGAAAAAAUGGUCGCUUUGCUACUUUAACGUGAACAUAGGGUUAUUUCCCUUUUCCUCUGUAAAGCAGAGCAACACUAAUUAACCACGAGCUACGGUCUGUACAUGUUUACGGUGUGUGUUCAGCUGCCCUGUGAUGAUAUGACUGUGAGAAAUGAAAACGCACAAAAGAAGCACGGGUUAAUCUUUGCAGACUGUUCGCCAUCAUGCAGUAGGUUCAGACCCUGAUAACGUGGUGGGAAAUCGCAACAAUGGAGAAAACGAAUCAUUAAUUCAUAAGGAAAUAAAUAUUACUUAAAGACAAGUAAGAUUGGCGAUGUCAUACAGGAAAACAUCAGUAUUCAUCACUGAAAUAGCAUUACAGCUUCAUCAAUAUCUCAAAUUGACCUAAAGAAUAAAAAUGUAUAAAAGGGAAAAACAAACUUGAAGAGUAUUUUAAAUCAAACUCAUGAGAAAUUUAGAGAUUGGAGCGGAUAUUUUUUACAUUAUCCAACUAAUAUAUAUAAUAAAAGUAUGCCUUUUGUGAUGUUUUUGACAUUGACCGUGUAAUGUCUGUUAAUUCU